This is a messenger RNA of Hippopotamus amphibius kiboko, 2505 nucleotides long. RefSeq names its product transmembrane protein 80 (gene TMEM80). The transcript is spliced from 5 exons. Lineage: Eukaryota; Metazoa; Chordata; Mammalia; Artiodactyla; Hippopotamidae. The coding region runs from base 258 to 1115 and encodes 285 amino acids. Gene Ontology annotation, biological process: non-motile cilium assembly. The record is from RefSeq and is a predicted model, not a curated record. Gene Ontology annotation, cellular component: ciliary transition zone.
GCCGAGCCGAGCCAAGGCCGCCCGAAGCCGGCCGCCGAGCCGAGCCGGGGCUGCCCGAACAGAGGCCGAAACGGCACGAAGAGGCCCGGUCGAGCCGAGCCGAGACACAGAGUCCGGAAACGAGGGAGGCCGAAGUGGUCCGAAGUGCGAAGCCGAGUCGGUCCGAACUGGUCCGAGGCAGCACGAGGGUUUCCGAGCGGCUCUGUGCUAGCUCUCCUAAGCGCCUAGGAGGUCGCGCGGGCCGUGGUCCCCAGCCAAUGGGGUCACCUACUGUGAGGCCAACUCCGCCGACCUCGGACGCAGCGCGACACAGCCUGGAGAACCUUGCGCUGCAGGCUCCGCCCGCCCCCGCCGCCGGCGGGAGCCGAGCCCGCCCGAGGAGGAGCCGAGCGGAGCCGAACGCUCCCGAGCCGGGAUCCUCACGAGCCUCGGCUCUCCUCCUCCUCCUGUCCGAAAGUGCCCGAGCGCUGUCGGAAGGGCUAAUUGGGCCUCGGCCACGGUUCGGAAUCAAGUCCCGAAACGCGGCGCCGUCGAGCCCCUUCGGGAGCAGAAGCGAAAAUGGCCGAAGGGACGCCGUUCGCGUCCGGCGCCGAGAGGCUGCCGGGAUCGCGGCGGACUCUGGGGGCCGGGCGGCGCGGGGCGGGGCCCAGGGACAAGAUGGCGGCUUCGCAGCGAGGCCCGCAUCGCUGAAGGUUUGCUACAGCAUUUCCCCCCGAGCCCGCCAUCCCCGUAGCAGUGCGCGGCUAGCAAAGAGAUGGGAAGCUCUGAAGCGAACCGUCAAGAGAGGGUCAGAAGGGAAGAAAACCCUCAUGAACGUGAAAUCCGCCCAAGUAAUGACAGGGAGAGCUUCCUCCACGGUGCUCUCAUCACUCCCGCUCCAGAUGGUGCUCUAUCUGAGUGGAACGUACUGCGCCCUUUAUUUCCUAGCUACGCUCCUGCUGAUUGUGUAUAAAAGUCAGGUUUUCACUUAUCCUCACAGUUACCUGGUCCUGGACCUGACUCUGCUCUUUCUGAUGGGGAUCUUGGAAACAAUGCAGUUAUACUUUGGUGAGUUGACUGAAAACCGCAUAGUACUUGAGAUAACAGAAUCGCUAGCUUUAAGUGCGAACCUUUAAAUAUUCGCCAUUUUGUAACAUGGUUCCUAGAGACACUUUUGAUUUAAACUGCUUAACCAUGGUCUUGCAGGCCUCGCCUUACAGUGUCAUUAGUAUUAAUUAGUUUAUGCAGGAGCUUGGUCCACAAGACAAAGGAUACUGGCUACGUCCUUGGUGGGGACGCUUCCCGUUUGGAAGCAUAUGGUGCCCAAGCUGCCGGCUGACAAACAGCUCUGAGAUUAGAACCCAGCUCAGCCAUGACUCUGGGGCCCAAACACUUGCCCAUCCCUGCCUCCUCUUCCGCUGGCCUCAGUGGUCAGGAGGAGAAGGAUCUGGAAAGUUGUGUCAGGCCCCCAGUAGGGCCUGCAGGGUGGAAGGCUCCCCAGUCCAGCUCCAGGAGGCCCCCAGCUGGAGCCUCGCUUGGCCGCCCCACCUCACAUCCUGAGGCUCAGGUGCUAAAGGAGCCCCGAGAGAGCAUCCCCCCCACCCCCGGCCCCACCAGCUCACCACCAGGGCCCAGGCCUCCUCAUUCCCCGUCAGGCACAGGGACAUGGGCACGUCUCUUUUAAACGGGAUCACACUGUGUGUUCUGCUGACACGUCAACACAUCUAAGAAACACUCACUCGUGCCCCUGGAACUGGAAUGGCUGAUGGAACAGCCUGUGCGUUGGGCCCCCACCCCCACCCCCGCCCUGCACACACACACACCCGUGACACAGAUGAGCCCGUGCCCAUGGGUGGGCAGCAGAUGGCACUGGGGGGCCCUGGGCCCCCGUGGCCGGGACAACUGGAGAUCAGCGUCUUCCAUGCUGAUGCGUUUGCUUGUACAUGUGCAGUCGCUCUGUUUUUGUGAGUAUGCGUGAAAUUUUCCAGAAUGACCUUAGCCCAGUGUGAAAUAUUUUUGGAAAUUUUAAACAAAAUCCUCUCAGUCCAUGUGGAACUAGGAAAAGGUGUCAGAAUGCAAUUGGAUCAUUUUUAAAAAACCAAACUUCCUCUCCCACCCCCAUGACUGACCCAGGGGCCACAAGUAGAACAUCACAGCCUCGGUUGUCUUCAACCCUCACUGAGGAAGACAUGCUCCCUUUUGCGUUUGUCUUCCAACACUUUGAUGAGUCCCCUGCAGUGGUCACAGUGGGAUCUUUCACUGGAAGUCCUCAAGCAUCGCAUGGUGGUCAAAGCUGGCACUGGUCUCAUGGCCAAGACGCUGGGGUCUCCCACGCACAUGCAUCCCAAAGCCUGGCUCUCAACUAGCACAUCUGUUCUCUUCAGGCACCAAGGGCAACCUGAUGGAGGCCGAGGUGCCCCUGGCCGCCAGCCUGGUCCUCACGGUGGGCGGUGCCCUGCUGUCCGUCUACUUCCUGCUCUGGCAGACCCUGGUGCUGCGGGCGGACUCGGCCCUCAGCGCCACACU